UUCGACAUGACAUACUACAAACUAUAAAAAUACCUAAUUACAUAAAUUUAAAUGUAAUAAUAACAAUUUAACGUUAUUUAAUAUUGUAGUUAUAAGCAAAGAUUGAUAAGACUAUAGUUAACAUAGUACAGAAGAUAAUAGUGUUUUUUAAUUUAUUUGCUCGCAUAAUCUAAAAAACCGUUAAUUAGUAUUCAAAAUAAUAUAAAUAUACAUACUAUUUAAUGAUUAUAUUAAUUUUCGAUGGAAUAUCUAACCACAAAAUUUCGAGGGCCGGAUGAGUUGUGAUGUCCAGUAUUACAUUUUUGUUGUGAAAUUAUCUGCUAGAGCUUCGCCCACACGAGUAUUUUAGUAUAAAGUGUUCUGUAAAUCCAUAAUGAGUUAAGUCACUGAGCGAUGCCUUUUGUUUUAUACGUCGCAUUCAAGUUUCAUCUAACUCGUCUUGUGUUUUAUUUAAAUUCUUAAAACGUUUGUGGUUCCACUGACAAUAAUUUGAAUAUCACAAUAUUGUUCAAUGAUUUAAGUGAAUGAAAACAAAAUCAAACAACAUAAAAUUAGCCGGUACCCACUUAUAGUACUUAUAAAAUGGACCGAAUGAGAGCGUGACCGAAUAAUUGCGCUCUUUUUCACUUAUGACCACUUAGUAAAAAUAUAAAGAUUUGUGCAAACACCGAGACCGUCUUGAAGUUUCGUCUUCAGUCACAGGACCAUCAUGGAGACUCGCGUUCGUAUUGCAGCUUUCUAUACCUGUUUCUGUUGGCUUUACAGCGUCCGGGCUAACGCGAUCGACUUCAGCUCGAUGCCGAUGACCCUGUACAAUGCCACAGCUUACAUAAUGCGACAUCAGAGGAAUUCCGACAUAGAAUUCAUAAGGUCCACCGGAAACGAAGUGGACGCAGACACGGGCGAAAACAUUCAAGUCGACAAGAGCCCUUUGGUGUUGACCACCGAAGUGUGCAACCCGACAAAGUGUCAGUCCGGCAACAAAAUGCAGGGGCUGUGUGUGCCGGCCGAAUCGUGUUUCAAAAACGGAGGACAAGCCGGCAUACCGUGCAACGGGUCGACCAAUCUGAUUUGCUGUACAUACUUGCUGACGUGCGGCGACGUGUCCGGCGAAAAAGUCACUUACCUGCAGUCGCCCGAAGGACCCAAAAUGGAUUCUGGCAGUUUGGCUUGCGACUACGACGUUCUAGUCCAGAAAGACACUUGCGCGGUUCGCGUCGACUACGAACACGUGGAGCUGGCCAGGAAAAUCGGAGGCGUGUGUGACAUCGACCAGGUCUACAUACUCAACUCCAACGACGGCCCUACCACAGGACAAUGCGGACCUUUGACCGGCUACAGCACCGUUGUAGCAGUUAAACCGAAUCAAGUGAAACCGCUAAAAAUCGCACUAGUCGUCCAAAGUGAACCGGCCAACUUUUGGCUAAUAAAAGUGUCGCAGAUAGGAUGCUCCGAAAUUCAACCGUUCAAAGAAGCGGUCGAUUGUGGAAUGUCUAGUGACGACUCUUCGCACCUAACCCCGUCGCCCAGCCGUUGCGACGACGAAGACAUUGGAAUUGGUGGAGAUUCGAGGCACCAACGUUCAGCUUCGACCGGCGACGUCUGGUGGAGUUAUCCCGAGCCCAUAUUGAACACUUACUAUUACCAGAGCACCAAAGCUCAUAUGCGACAAGAGCACAACGGCGGCAAUGUUUUCCACCACAACCGCAGGAUCAUCGGUGGGGCCGAUGCGGAGAUGGGCGAAUACCCGUGGCUGGCGGCCAUCGCCUUGGACGGGUUGUUCUUCUGUGGCGGAGCUCUCAUCAACGACAGAUUCGUGCUGACCGCCGCCCAUUGCGUUAUGACGAGAGACACACCCGUCGAAAGCUUAAUGAUACACUUGGGCGACUACGACUUGACUUCGGACAACGAGACGGAUCACCAGGUGCGUUCGGUCUCCCAAGUGAUUUUCCAUUCCCAUUUCCAUCCGUUCCUGUUGGCCAACGACAUUGCUCUUCUGCGGCUCGACAGACCCGUAGAAAUGGGAAUCACCGUGCAACCCGUAUGCAUAAACGGAGGCGGCGAUUCGUACGUGGGACAAAAAGGUUCGGUGAUCGGAUGGGGAAUCACGUCGUUCCCAAUGGGCGAUCCCAGCCCAAUACUUCAGAAGCUCACCGUCGAAGUACUGUCCAACUUCCAAUGCGCUCGGCUUAUCGGCGACCACGUGGGACUGGGAAUGUUGUGCGCCGCGGCUCCUUCUCUGCAGGGGACUUGUUUCGGUGACAGCGGGGGUCCUUUGACAAUGCAACGUGACACGGGACAAAACGUUUUGAUCGGUGUGGUCAGCUACGGUGUGACAGGAUGUGCCAUACGGCCGGCGUUUCCGGAUUUGUAUACAAGAAUAUCCGAAUACACCAAAUGGAUUGACGUGAGCUUAUCAAUGUGA
Molecule: messenger RNA, 2425 nt
Organism: Adelges cooleyi (spruce gall adelgid)
Lineage: Eukaryota; Metazoa; Arthropoda; Insecta; Hemiptera; Adelgidae
Product: serine protease filzig-like
Exons: 11
Coding region: 710-2425 (571 amino acids)
Biological process (GO): proteolysis
Molecular function (GO): serine-type endopeptidase activity
Source: RefSeq, a predicted model, not a curated record